UCCUGGUGUCACUAAGAAUAUAUCCUUCUCUAAGCUCUUAAAUUUGUCUCUCCAUCUUGUGAGAGCACAAAUACAAACUAAAGCAAAAACACCCUUAUUUUGGUUGCUAGAUUUUUAAUUUUGGUCACAAAAUGGGAUCAAAGAGGGAUUCCCCUGUGAAUGUUUUGUCUAUAUGGUUGAGGAAGAGAUCAAUGAAAGUGAAAAUCUUUUUGGGAAUAUUGCUUGCAUUUUCUGCUUUGGUGGCUCUAAAGUUUACCAUCAGAGAUCCAAAUUUUUUCUUCCAAGUAUCUGAAACAAUCCAUAUCGUUGGCCUUAUUGUCCUCAUAUACAAGCUCUAUGCUCAGAAGACUUGCUCUGGUUUAUCCCUCAAGAGCCAAGAGAUCACAGCUUUAUUCCUAACAAUAAGGUUAGGUGUUAGCGCCUAUAUGGAAGCUAACAUUCACACUGUGUUGGAUCUGAUAUAUCUCUUGUCAACAUUACUGGUUAUUUGGUUGAUAAGAUUUAAGCUGAAGUCAUCUUAUAUGAAGGAGUUUGAUAACAUGUGGUUAUCCUUUUUGGUGGUGCCAUCUGCAAUUUUAGCAAUAUUUAUCCACCCAUUUACAAGACAUGUUUGGAUAGCCAGGGUUCUAUGGGCGUUCACCGUAUAUGUGGAAGCUAUUUCAAUACUUCCUCAACUUCGUUAUAUGCAAAAUGCAAAGAUGGUUGAAACAUUUACAGGAUAUUAUGUAUUUGCUCUUGGUGUCUCAAGAUUUGUAUCAUUGGCUUAUUGGAUUAUUCAUACCUAUGAAACUGGAGGGAAAUAUCUAUUUUUGUUUGGCUAUGGCUAUUUAUGGAUGUUGGCAGCUCUUUUAACAGAGGUGAUUCAGUCUUUCAUCUUGGCAGACUUUUGUUACUAUUAUAUGAAGAGCUUCAUGCAAGGGCAGCUUUUGAAGAAGAUGCCUGUUUAAUUAUCUUGGUUUGGUUAUACAAUGUACUGAAAGAAGAGUUUGGAACUGCAACUUCGUUUGAGACUUGUUAUGAUGUAUAAACUUUUUCUGUUUUGUUCAUUUCAUCC
Molecule: messenger RNA, 1054 nt
Organism: Medicago truncatula (barrel medic)
Lineage: Eukaryota; Viridiplantae; Streptophyta; Magnoliopsida; Fabales; Fabaceae
Product: ER lumen protein-retaining receptor erd-2.2
Exons: 6
Coding region: 132-947 (271 amino acids)
Biological process (GO): protein retention in ER lumen
Cellular component (GO): membrane
Molecular function (GO): ER lumen protein retrieval receptor activity
Source: RefSeq, a predicted model, not a curated record